CUGUCGUUUUCCCGCCUGAGAUCUGCACAUUUUGACGCUUGAUUUCGAAACUGGACAUUUUGCUUGGCGCACGUGAACUUUACGAUGGUGUAUCUGUAUGUUUGAAAGGCACCAAUGAUUGUAAAUUUUGGCGAAGGCGAAUAGUGAGGGGGCUGCGGGGUUUCAAGGACCUGGAGUGACGAACUCCAGUCCUGCUUGGAUGAUCCAACUGACAGCUGGAUUUCACUUGACAAACACGUUGUGAUGGUAGUAAGAAAUAUACAGAUUUACACCCAAACUCGCAAAAAUACAGUUGUUUGAAGGGAACAACGUCCGUACAAUAGGGACAAGAUGUUUUGGAAGUUCAAUCUUAUGACGUCCUCCCAUGUGGAUACUCUUCUGGAAAAAGAGGAUGUCACACUGCAAGAACUGAUGGAUGAAGAUGACAUUCUUCAAGAAUGUAAAGCUCAGAACAGAAAGCUGAUUGACUUUUUGAUCAGAGAGGAUAACAUGGAGGAGAUGGUAAAGCUUAUUACCGAAGAGCCGUCAAGUGAUGCAGAUGAGAAGAAUAGAUAUAACCAUUACCUUUCCAUCAGGUACCCUAACACCGCCUGCGAGCUCCUCACUUCGGACGUCAGCCAGAUCAAUGACAAGCUGGCAGACGACCAGACUCUAAUCGACAAACUGUAUGGCUUUCUGGAAUCUGAGAAGCCACUCAACCCCCUCUUGGCGAGUUUCUUCAGCAAGGUGAUGGGACUGUUGAUCACGCGGAAGUCACAGAUGAUUUUUGACUACCUGAAGGCCAAGGAUGACUUUGUGCGUACUUUAAUGUAUCACCUGGGAACAUCAGCUAUAAUGGACCUCCUCCUUCGUCUGAUCACAUGUAUAGAUUCUCCUGAAGUGAGAACAGCUAUGAUUAAUUGGUUGAAUGAGCAGAAUAUUGUUGACAAAUUAGUUGCACGAAUAAUUCCAUCGGAAGAUGAAGAGGUACACUACAAUGCAUCUCAGUCCCUGUGUGACAUAAUCAAGUUAAGUCGUGAUCUCAUGUCACAGUUACAAGAAAGGGCAGAUGCUGACCCAUUGUUAGCAGCAAUAGAAUCAGAAGAAAUGGUAUCAAAGUUGUUAAGUAAUAUGUUGGAUGGAGAGAAGGAUGAGUCCUGUAUUGUUAGUGGGCUGUCUGUUGUACAGACAUUGUUGGAAUUCAGAAAACAAGGGCUGGACAGUGGACUUGAUCAGAUAACUGCUUUAGAUGCUGAGCGUCUGGCGCAAGGAGUCACUAAUGUAUUACAAGCUAUCAAACCAAGGUUGAAAGACUUCCACAACAUUUUACUGGAUCCACCAAAGCAAAAGUAUAGCCGAAUGCCUACAACAGUGGGAGUAAUGGAUCCUCCUUUAGGAAACACAAGAUUACAGAUAGUUCGUCUUUUAACAACUCUAGUUUCUACAAAUACACACAGUAUCAACCAGGAGUUGUCGAGUCUGGGGACCAUUCGAGUAUUAUUGGAUCUCUUUUUUAAAUACAUAUGGAAUAACUUUUUACACACACAAGUGGAGCAGUGUGUGAACACAAUACUCACUAAUCCUCCAGCUCAAGUGGAGGGCAGGACAGAGAAUCCUCUCCUUUCACAGCUUUUAACUGACUGUACAUUAUUGCAAAGAAUCGUAGAUGGGUGGGAACAAAAUGAUGAAGUCCAAACGAAGAAUGGGGGACAUCGCCAGGGCUACAUGGGGCAUUUAACAUGUAUUGCAAACGAUGUCCUAUGCUGCUUGGAAAAAGGGGAAAAUGCAACACUUUUAAAAGAAAGCUAUGAAGGCGUACCCGAAGAGUCAAGACAACAGUGGGAAUCCUUUGUUGCGAGUGCUUUAACUGAAAUGAAUAAAAAGAACACUGUAGAAUUGGUUCCAAAUCACACCAUUCCCUCAAGUAGUGAGGAUGACGAUGCUGACUUCCGUGACAUUCCCUUCCCUCAGGACACAGCCAUGCAACAGGCCUUCUCUGAUUAUCAGCUGCAACAGAUGACCAGUAACUUCAUAGACCAGUUUGGCUUCAACGAAGAAGAGUUUGCUGAACAGGAGGAAAAAGUGGAUUUGACAUUCACAGACCGAAUUUCGACCAUUGAUUUCAACAUACAAGCUAAUGAAGAUGAUGAACAGCCAGGGUCCACAAUGUUUGAACAAAGGUGUAAUGAAAACAUACAGCCAUUUGAUGACAAUGAUAGUGAUGAAGAUAUCUGGGAAGAGAAGCCAUUUACCGUAGCAUCAGGAACAGGAGAUUCCAGCUCACCAAUAAAGAGAGAGACCAAUGCUGACAGUGAUGACAGCACAGACAGCGAAGAUGAACUCAGCUCUCCUAAGAUCAUUCCUCAGCAGCCCUCUACAGAGAAAAUGGAAAUAGACUCCACUGAAGUUGGAUGGGCAAAGUUUGACUCUUCCAUCGAAAUCCCUCCGGUUGCCAUGGACAUGGGAAAUCCAUGGGAAAGCUCAGCAUCCCGAAACACUACAGCCAAUACCAGUGCAGUGUCAGAAAACACCCAGGCUGCAGACAACUGGGCAGAUUUUAGUAAAUUUGCCCCCAGCACUGACCCUGGUCCAAGAAGUAGUUCACCCGUUGCUAUGGAUACUACAGAAAACAAUUCCAGAUCAAGUGCCUAUUUAGCUGCAAGUGCUCCUGCUGAUUUAGCUAAUGAGGUAUCCGAAGCCUCAGAGGGUGACAGCAAAACUAAACGCAGCUCUGCUACCGAAGAUGGACUUGGUCAGAAAGCUAUGAGUCCCGAUUCCACGACAGUAGAGCCUACAGUACCACCUAGUGGAUCUGGGGAUUCCUCUAACCCCAAACUUGCUGAGGAGGUGCCAGUGGUGGAAGGCAGUGCAGUGCCUGGGGAUACCCAAGUCACGUCCACUAAUGAAUCUGGGUUGGCGCAGUCUUCAUAUAGCGACAACGAUGAUGAUGACGACUUAAACUCUAAUUUUGCCUUCCUUGCAGCCUCAGGUUUAAUGAAAUCCAAAGCUACAAGCUCCCAACCUGCUCUGGAUGAUAAUAAAGCCGAGCCUAGUGAAAACUCCAGCCGGGAGAAGGAAGGCCAGUUGGAAUCUGGGACUGCCAUGGAACAGUUAAGGGCUCAAGCCAAAGAUGCCAUGGAGCAAUAUGACAAAGCAACUACAAUGACAUCAACAACAACUAUCCAACUGCAGAAUGGGCCAGUAUGAGACGGGCACAUCUAGCUGUGACUAUGCCUGUAUUUAUAUGUGAUGAUUAGUAACAAAUUUCUUCACCGCAUCAGACUUUAUCAUUUGGGCAAACUGUUAAUGAAAUCUGAUAUUACUUUAAUGUGUGGAUGCAACUAUGUGAUAAGGCAGACUUGUAGCAGCUGCCUGCAUAUGGAGUGAUAGGUUGAAGCUACAGGCCAUUGUGAAUGAGCUGACUGUUAGCUGUGUAAGCAGGACUGAAGAGAAAUUUCACCAGACUAACCAAGGGCAUGACUAAAUGUCUGCUGGGGAAUUCCAGGCUAAUAUAACUCGGUUGUAACGUAAGUUUUUCAUGCAAGUUCGGAGUGUAGUAUCAGAAUUUCAGUGGUGUUGAGGUGAAUUAUGGUGCUGAAGAGGGAAGUAACUCUGCGUGUGACUACUGUUACAGACUGAUAACAUCCUGCUGGUAUGCUGGCUCAUGUAUGUCAACCUAAAUACAUGAAGUUACUUGCACAGUGGCUGUGAUGCAGCAGGUUUAAUAAAUCUGAUGUCAGCAGGGACAAAAAUAACCUCCAGUACAUGUGCAUCAAGGGCCUUUUGUUGUCUUAUGUAUUGUACAAUUUAUUUUGUACUUUAUUGUAAAUUUUCAAGUAACACAAGAACAGUGUUAUGUGCAUUCAUGCAGUAGUAUGCAAUAUUGAAACCCUGGUCCCAUCCCUUCCUAGACCCAGUAUUUAAGUCUUCAACAGUGCCCAACCCGAUUACCCUAGAAAUUCCAGUUGCAUGGUUGCUCUAUGGGCAGCCACUUGAAUGUAACAAAGUUAAUUGUUAGAUUUGUACAGUUGUUAAGCUCUUAAGUUAGAUUUUCUCACGUACUGUUUGUGUAUAUCUGUACAUAUCUUGUAACUGCUCGGUAUUCAGACUUUCCUUUCUUCCAUACAUCAUUGUACUAAUCCCUUCGUGCCCAAGGUGCAUAUCAAAAUGACAAGGCUUGUGAAAAAAAUGUUGAGUUGUGUUCUGGUAUUUAGGCUUUCUUUACGCUCAGGUCGAGCCGAUAUAGAUGUAUAUUCAAGGAAUCCGAGCGUCUUUGUCAUAUAUUUAGUCGUGUAAGAUAUGUAUUGAGGGUGUACAGAUACUGUGAAUACAUCAGGGACUUAUCUAUAGGGUCUCGUGUGAAAAAAUGUGAAUUGUCUGAUAACAGUAUUCACAUAUAUCUUCAGUAAGGAACCUGGUCUUUUAAAGUGUUUGCUUAUUUUAAUUUAAGCACUGGUCAGAAAGCAGUUUCGUGGUACAUAUUUUAAUGAGCAUAGGUCAGUUAGCUAGGUAGCUGUGUCUUGUAAUACUGAAAGAAACUUUAAGAAAAAUACAGUUUUAUUUACGCCAAUGUAUUCUCACAUCUAUACACAAGGAAGACAUUCAGGGGCACUCUGUAAACUGUAGUUGCCAGUUGUAGCUCUGGUUAAUGUUAACUUAACUCUGUUUUCCAUCUGUCAAAUGUGUUAUGAUAGAAACAGUGGCAACAAAGUCGACUGUUAGUCGUACACAUCAUGUUGUAAUACAGUAUGAUACGUGUAAACAAUGUCAGUAUGUGUCAUAGAGGAUACCAUGCAAGUUAUUUUGUAAAUCAGCGGCUUAGAAAUACUUCAUGGACUCUGUCAGGGUUGGUAUUUGUUACUUGCAUUAACUUGGACUAGUUUCUUUAUGGAAAAGCUCAUUUGGUGUAAAAAGCCCUCCAUAUUACUGUUGAUAGUGGUGCUAUGUGCUUCCUUGACUAAAGGAACACAUGUUUAGUGUAUAGCGUACCAUUUAUCAAGUUUAUAACAUUACAAUGUUUUCAGUGUAACCACAUACUCUGUGAUAACACGCGAAAAAAAUAUACAGUAACAUAUUGUCAGUAUGUGUCUGUUUGUGAAGAAUAAACACAAACUUGUUGUAUAUGUAUGGCACUGUGCAUACCGUCUUGUCCAAAACUUUUAGACUGUAAGGCCAAAGGGAAUUUGAUCUCUCUUUGGCCUUACAAAGAUUUGUCUAGUUUUAUAACCUGGGAGUGCAUGGAGAAGAAAAAGAAGUGGCGGUUUUGGAUUUGCUAUGCCUAUAAUUGAAGUUGGAUAAAUACUUAAAAACAGCAUCGGUCUUAAGAAUCUGUGUAUAUGGACAUUUGUGUCGAUAGGGCAGUGUCCUCCCAACAUAUCAAAAUGUGCUGCUAUUUGAGUUUCACUUCUUUCCUUGAUGAACUCCCAAAAUUGUCUUGUGUUCAAGCUGAAAUAAAUAAAAGAAUAAAUGUAUGUCAUCUGUAUUUCUUUUUUUUUU
Liolophura sinensis is the source of this 5475-nucleotide messenger RNA. Its product is annotated as serine/threonine-protein phosphatase 6 regulatory subunit 3-like. The record is from RefSeq and is a predicted model, not a curated record. The transcript has 27 exons. The coding region runs from base 331 to 3186 and encodes 951 amino acids. Gene Ontology annotation, cellular component: cytosol; nucleus. Gene Ontology annotation, molecular function: protein phosphatase regulator activity; protein phosphatase binding. NCBI's taxonomy places the organism in Eukaryota, Metazoa, Mollusca, Polyplacophora, Chitonida, Chitonidae.